Molecule: messenger RNA, 1093 nt
Organism: Prorocentrum cordatum
Lineage: Eukaryota; Dinophyceae; Prorocentrales; Prorocentraceae
Source: the annotation of a GenBank genome assembly
CUUCCGCCUCGCUUUGCAAAAAGCUCGCUGUCGGAGGCCUGGUGCGUCACCCGGCGCGCGUCGCGCGAGGAGGUGCGGGGAAAAUGCCCGAGCUCCGACGGGCGGCGACGUCCGCACCCUGCCCUCAGGUCGGGCCUGUCCCGAGAGCGGAUUUGGGGCGAAAAAUUUAAACAUGCCCCAAAUAAAGAACCAACAAAUGCUCAAAAAUACUACAAAAGUCGUCCCCUGACUAUGUUCUACAUCUGGCAACUAUUUGGCAACCUGCUUCAGAGCGAGCAACGACACAUAUGUACAUGUACGCCCUCCGCGGUCUCGAGUGCACGAACGUCCUCGCUCAAACGCCCUCCAGGGGAAGCUGACCGCGUCCGCGUACCUAUGUUGCUGGCCUCUGAGCUUCCUCUCCGCUGAUCGUCCUCCACAACGUCUGCACUGCCCCCCGGCCUCGAGGCCCCCGACUCGGGUCCUAUAGCUCGGGUCUCCAGCGGCCGCUCGGGACGGCCGGGGAGCGCCCCUGGAGCGCCCUCCCGGCGAGGCGCGGCCACGCGAGCGCACCCCGAGGCCGGAGGACCGCGCGAGGACCUCGAGCCCGAAACUCCCAAACUCCGAAAACUCGAAGGCUCGCCGCCGAUGGAUCGUGAUGCAUCGGCGAGUCCUGACUCCCAGGGCCCGGACGCCGCCGCCGACCAGCGCAGGGCCCCCCCCGUCGAGGGGGGGGGGGCCACGGAGGGCCCGGCGCCCGGAAGAGCAGGGCGGCAGACUCAGCCGCGAGGCGCGCGCACGGGGCUGCGCCGGCACAGGGGGGUCGGAGAGCGAGGCGGGCCCGGAGGGGGAGGGGGAGGAGGGGGAUGAGGAGGAGGAGGAGGGAGGGGGCUGUGGGCCAGGGAGGCUGGGACUGUGCGCGGCGUCGUGCGCGACUGCUCGCGGCCUCACGCGUCGCCCCAGUGCGUGGGCCCCGGAGGUCUUGCUGCGCGAUGUGAGCCAGGCCGUGCUGGUCGGCUCCUGGCACACGAACUAAACCUAAGUCGGGCCUGUCCCCCUACAGGGCGAUUUGGGGUGAAAAAGCAGAGAAUACUCCCGAAAAUGCUUCAAAAAU